GCGGCGGAAGACCAGAGGCAGGCGGAGGAGGCGGCUCGGGCGGAGGCGGAGGCUGAGGCCGCGAGGCAGGCAGAGGAGAGGUCUCGGGCAGAGGCGGCGGAAGCCCAGAGGCGGGCGGAGGAGGCGGCUCGGGCGGAGGCAGAGGCCACGAGGCAGGCAGAGGAGGCGGCUCGGGCGGAGGCGGAGGCCACGAGGCAGGCAGAGGAGGCGGCUCGGGCGGAGGCGGAGGCCGCGAGGCAGGCGGAGGAGGCGGCUCGGGCGGAGGCGGAGGCCGCGAGGCAGGCAGAGGAGGCGGCUCGGGCGGAGGCGGAGGCCGCGAGGCAGGCAGAGGAGAGGCCUCGGGCAGAGGCAGCGGCCAACGCGCAGGCCGAGGAGAAGGAGGCCGGGUUCCAGAGGCUGGAGGAGGGAUUCCAGGGCGCGGCGGAGGCGGGAGACAAGACGCUGGCGGAGGACGACAUGCAUGCCAAUGAGCAGGAGGCCGGGUUCCAGAGGCUGGAGGAGGGAUUCCAGAUCGUCACGGAGGCGGAAGACAAGAAGGCGCUGGCCGAGGAGAAGGAGGCCGGGUUCCAGAGGCUGGAGGAGGGAUUCCAGAUCGUCGCGGAGGCGGAAGACAAGGCCACGGCCCAGGGCAGCAAGGUUGCUGAUGAGCAGGAGGCCGGGUUCCAGAGGCUGGAGGAGGGAUUCCAGAGCCUGGCAGAGGCCCAGGCAAAUGCGGAAGCCGAGAGGCCGGCGGAGCAGACGACAGGCGCAGACGCCAAGAGGCAGGCAGAGGAGGCGGCGGAGGAAGGAUUCCAGAGGCUAGAGGCGGGAUUCCAAAGACUAGGAGAGGCGCAGGCGUAG
Molecule: messenger RNA, 840 nt
Organism: Prorocentrum cordatum
Lineage: Eukaryota; Dinophyceae; Prorocentrales; Prorocentraceae
Source: the annotation of a GenBank genome assembly